Molecule: messenger RNA, 1470 nt
Organism: Acanthopagrus latus (yellowfin seabream)
Lineage: Eukaryota; Metazoa; Chordata; Actinopteri; Spariformes; Sparidae
Product: phospholipase A2 inhibitor and Ly6/PLAUR domain-containing protein-like
Exons: 5
Coding region: 116-742 (208 amino acids)
Source: RefSeq, a predicted model, not a curated record
CUUUCGAACCAGGAGUGGAGGAGUGGUCAGGGGGUGAGGCCAACUCCCUCUCAGGGGAACUUCUUAGAGCCGCAAACGGUCAAAGGAAAAUUCAGUUGCGUCCCGCCGUCACAAAAUGCGUCUCCUCACUCUGAUCUUUGGGAUUGUGCUUCUUCCUGAAGCUUACACCCUGAAAUGCCUGAGGUGUCUUCCGGACGCCUCGCGAGCCUGCAUCACUACAGAAUGGACCUGCCAUUCACGAAAUGCUCUGUGUGCUACACGGAGAAUCUCUUCUUUUGCAGGUGAUGCAAAAAUGUCUGAUGUCCACCUGAAGACCUGCGUUCUGCAAGAUGAGUGCUCCGAGGGCUCAGUCAACUUUGGAAUUUCCAGGAUUGUAGUUACCAGCCACUGUUGCACCAGCAAUCUAUGCAACGCUGGGAAUGCCCCUGAGGCUGAGAGACACGACACCAAUGGUCACAAGUGCUACCACUGCGAUGGCGAAAGGUGCUCCCUAACCCUUACCUGCGCAGGGAAUGAGGACCACUGCAUCACAAAAACAGUGAAUGUCGGAGGUAAAAUCAAGAUCACGAAGGGCUGCGCCUCCAGGCAGAUGUGCUCAGCCACGGAAAAUGCACAGAUAAAAGCAGCCAUCGGUGGAGAAAUGACCUGCUGCCGGGGAGACUUCUGCAAUGGCGCCAGCAUCACAAAUGCUGGCCUUCUGCUCCUGGUGACUCCGCUGGUAUCUCUGCUCAUGUUCUCUUAACUGGUGGAGGCAGCAGCUUCAGCCCGGCGUCUUAUCUACACAUGGCCUCACAGCGCUCACACCCCUCUCCUUAUCCUUUCAAUAAAUAAGUGAGAAAGUAGAAGUAGUUAAGCAAGCAGCGUAGUUAUUAUUGCACCUUGACUCCUGCCUAAUACAUUUUCUAACCUGCUUAUUUCCUAUUUCCUAGAUAUUAUCAACUAUCUUGUGUAGAACAAGACUACCUGAAGUAAAGAAGAAGGAAACAUACAAACAUGCUAUUAAUCCCAAACUGAGGCUUAACAUUUUGUAAUUUUUUUUUAUAUAUAUCAUAAUGUUGUUUGACUUGUAAUUGGAAUAUGAGUGUCAGGAUUUUGGAGGGAAUUUUUUGGUUUUUAUUUUCACAGAAAAAAAUCUAAGCAUGAGGAUGAUUUUAUGUUUGUUUUUUGUUGGGGUGCGUUCCAAACAAUCAUGUUCCCUCGAGUAUGGAGAAAGCAAUCUCUGGCCGAGAAUCUCUGUAGCACCACAGUAAUCAGCCACUUAUUAUACUAUGUUGUGAGACAUUUUAUCAUUUAUCACCUUCAUCAAAGAGAAAAAAAGAGGAAGAAGGCAACUUCUGUAUUUUGGAUAUUGGACUCUUGGCUUUAUUCUGAUUUUCAUCAUAUUUGGAUUACUUGUUCAGCCCCAAAUUUGUAUUGGAAUGAUCAGAAAUAUAAAAUGUACAGAUGCUGAAUAAAUACAAUUUUGCUAAA